AUGGAAAAUACAUCGACUCAACAUGUCCCCACAGACAUGAAGGCAAAAUAUCCAACAUGCCAAUAUCUAGCUCCUAGUCAUGGCGCACCACGCAAGGAGGAAACUCAGGCGGCAGGCGCAGCCUCGCAGUCGCAAGGAAGGGUUGAACUGAAGGUGGAACCGUGGAGGAGUGGAGGCGGUCCAGGCGAAGCAGCGUGGAGGAAACUCAGGCGCAGCGGCUGCCGGCAGGGAAGUGAAGACGGGACUGGGAUUGGGAGUCUCUGGUUCAGCAACAGCAAAGGUAGCUACAGAGUGCGCCUCCAUGUUGCUGAAAUAAUGUAUACAAAUGACACCAACUUUAGCAGCCUUGGAAGGCGGCUAUUUGACGUGUCAAUCCAAGGUGGGGUUCUUUUGAUAGACUUUGACAUUGUAAAGGAAGCUAAUGGUGUUAGGAAAGGUAUUUACAAGGAUUUUAAUGUCCUCAUCAAUGGCAGUACUCUGGAGAUCCACUUGUACUGGACUGGGAAGGGCACCACUGCCAUCCCUGACAGAGGGGUAUAUGGACCUUUGAUAUCUGCAAUAGCUGUGACGCCAAACUUUGAUCCUGAUACCGAGGGGCUAUCUGCUGGAGCUAUCGCUGGGAUUGUAGUUUCUUCAUGUGUGGUCGGGUUUUUUAUUUUAGCUGUACUUUGGAUGAAAGGUUAUCUUGGAGGAAAAGAUGUUGAAGAUAAAGAACUUCGAGCCCUUUAUCUACAGACAGGAUUUGGACCUGUGUACAAGGGUGUACUGUUGGAUGGUACAAUUAUUGCUGUGAAGCAACUCUCCUCCAAGUCGAAGCAAGGAAACCGUGAAUUUGUUAAUGAAAUAGGCAUGAUAUCUGCUCUACCGCACCCUAACCUUGUCAGGCUCUAUGGGUGUUGUAUAGAAUCAAAUCAGUUGCUGCUUAUAUAUGAAUACCUAAAAAAUAAUUCUCUUGCUCGAGCACUUUUUGGUCCUGAGGAACAACGAUUAAACCUUGACUGGUCUACAAGAAAUAAAGCAUGCUUAGGAAUAGCUAAAGGUCUGGCAUAUCUUCAUGAGGAAUCUCGGUUGAAAAUCGUCCAUAGAGACAUAAAGGCUACAAAUGUGCUUCUCGACAAGGAUUUAAAUGCUAAGAUAUCGGACUUUGGUUUGGCUAAGCUUGAUGAAGAAGAAAACACUCACAUCAGUACGCGAAUUGCCGGAACAGUAGGUUAUAUGGCUCCCGAGUACGCAAUGAGGGGUUAUUUGACAGACAAGGCAGACGUCUAUAGCUUUGGAAUAGUUGCUAUCGAAAUUGUCAGUGGAAAAAGUAACACGAGUUACAGACCAAAAGAGGAGUUUGUCUACCUUCUUGAUUGGGCUUAUGUCCUACAAGAGCAAGGGAAUCUUUUGGACCUCGUGGAUCCUAUUCUGGGUUCAAAAUAUUCUGAGGAAGAGGCAAUGAGGAUGUUGAAUUUGGCACUGUUGUGCACAAAUCCAUCUCCUACACUUAGACCUUCCAUGUCUUCCGUGGUGAGCAUGCUCGAAGGCAAAAUCCCAGUCCAAGCACCAAAAAUCAUGCGCCGUACCCCAAGCGAGGAUAUUAGAUUUAAAGCCUUCGAGAAACUCUCACAAGACAGCCAAACGCAUGUUUCGACAUAUAGCAACGAGCAAACGAGUGAUUCAGUUUAUGGGCCAUAUUGA
Fraxinus pennsylvanica is the source of this 1683-nucleotide messenger RNA. The record is from the annotation of a GenBank genome assembly. Lineage: Eukaryota; Viridiplantae; Streptophyta; Magnoliopsida; Lamiales; Oleaceae.